This is a messenger RNA of Thlaspi arvense, 381 nucleotides long. NCBI's taxonomy places the organism in Eukaryota, Viridiplantae, Streptophyta, Magnoliopsida, Brassicales, Brassicaceae. The record is from the annotation of a GenBank genome assembly.
AUGAUGCAGGACACGAGCAAAUCUGUGGCUAAAUGGGGAGAGAGAAGCGACUUAAGGCUCAUCUUUCAGAGGACUCUGUACAUGACAGAUGUCAAUCCAGGAGAGAGUCGCCUCUCAAUGCCUUUCAACGAGCUCAUCAACAAAGAUUUCUUGACACCUGUCGAGCUGAGAGUCAUGGUUGAAGACAUCAACAAUGUUAAGAAGAUGGGAAUUGGAGCGAUUCUGGUGGAUCCAAGAAACGUAAAGUGGGGUGUGAUGUUGAAACGAUGGGAGAUGAAGAGAGAGUCAGGCAAAGGAAGUUGGACUUACGCUUUGACUUGUGGUUGGAAUGACAUCGUAAAGGGUAACAGAUUGAAAGAAGGAGACAGCAUAAGUAUCUAA